GUACCUCCAGCAGCAUAACCAGCUCGUUCCAAAUUUCACAUCACAACAGUCGUUGAAUUGAGGUUAUAACCAACUAUUGGAUACAAUUUAAUGAAUCAAGGUAUUAAAAUGUCCCUAUAAUCUGAUAAGGGCAUUUUUCUAACAAAAUCUUUGCAAGAUGGAGACAAAUUCCAAGCCUGGUCCUAAGACCCCAGAUAUUAAGCUGGUUAUGAUCGAUGUCAAGAUGCAGAUUCGUACUCUCCACGCGAAAAUUACUUUCCUUCAGGAAACAGGUGGAAUGACAGAAGAAAUCGAACGAAUGAUGACUGAUCUCAUAGUUCUUUGCAACAAAGGCGACUCUAUUUCGACAACUCGCACACCAGAGCCUGCGGGAACCACAGUUUUCCCAAAGCUCCUCUCAAGGCCCAAGACGAUGCAGGCAAAGUCUGGAUAUGCUGGUCCGAAUCUGACACAUCUCUUGUCAAUGCCUGGAGACACCAUUAUCGCUUACGCAUAUAUCAGUGAGGUGAUUGCCGUCGGUUUCAAUACGCGAACAAAUUUAGGAGGUAGAUUUCCUGUUGAUACUGCGAAGAUGGUUUAUCCACAACCUGAUGAGAAGGUCGAAAUAUUCAUUGCCAAAAAUCCACUUACCAUAUAUAAUAAUACUCCAUUUCUUUUGAAUUAUAAGGCCGGACAAUAUAUUAGAGUGUGCAGUUGGGAAGAGGAUAGGAUUUACGCCUAUGGCUUUAGUCUUAGUACUCUUGCUAUGGGCAGAUUUGAUGUCAGAUAUGACUUCAAUAAAAUUGAGUGGCUUAAACAAAUCUAAAGACUUUUAUAGAAUAAGACGAGGUUCUAAGUAUGAUACAUAGUUCUCCUUUCAACUAAAGAAGUUAUUAUUUCUCUAAUGCUGUCGAGUCCUUCUAUACUACCCGGAAUAUAACCUCUAUCGUCUCUUAGUACAGCCUCCAAUUUGGCUUCUUCCACAUUCCCUUCCCUAAUAAUACCGUGCUUUUACUAUAAGCCGAGAAGAACGGAGCUCCAAUCCUGUUCCGACAGUGGCAGAUAAGAAGUUUUCUUAAGAACAAUUGCUGACCCUUCUUACCCACCACACUUUGUAAGUACGGAUUGAGUCGCGAAGGCUGUUCAAUUAAAUCUGUGAUGCGAACA
This is a messenger RNA of Botrytis cinerea B05.10, 1146 nucleotides long. RefSeq lists its product as hypothetical. The record is from RefSeq and is a predicted model, not a curated record. The transcript is spliced from 2 exons. Bases 158 to 805 code for a protein of 215 amino acids. NCBI's taxonomy places the organism in Eukaryota, Fungi, Ascomycota, Leotiomycetes, Helotiales, Sclerotiniaceae.